AUGGAUGUUAGUACGUGGAAGAUCGGUGAAAGAAAAAAGUGGGAGUUGACUAUGAACGUAGAGGUCAUGGGAUUCAGUGACGGAUCCAAACUACAAUUUCCUCCUUCCUUCCAACUUCCAACAAGUCCAAAUGCUCAAGACCAAACCAGAGCCCUUGAAAGGUUUUGCAUCGAAAAAACUGAAAUGGGAACUUGGAAUUCUUGGACCACCAAAUCAGGGAAGUAA
Molecule: messenger RNA, 225 nt
Organism: Sphenostylis stenocarpa
Lineage: Eukaryota; Viridiplantae; Streptophyta; Magnoliopsida; Fabales; Fabaceae
Source: the annotation of a GenBank genome assembly